CCAUGUCAAGCCCCAGGAUCCUAGUACCACCUCAACUGUCUCGCUGCCACGAUCAACCAUGUUGGCCCCAAGAUUUCCAAGCACGUAAUGUGCUCACGGUUUUGUAAUCUUCGUGUUCGAGAAGGCUGACCGUGCCAUGGAUGUGGUACUGUCGCAACUAUUGCCCUGGCUGCGCCAUCGUGAAAGAGGCAUUGCGGUACGAUGCUUCAUCCAUGUGAUGCCUGUCUUCUUCUCGCAUCGACUUUCCACCCCCAGCCCUGACCUCAUCCAACAAGCACGUGCGAUACCCCCCAAUCUCAUCGUGUUUUUUUUACAUCGGAAAUAGUCGUUCGUUGCUGGCCUUGCGAGCUUGGUGGCUUGGUG
Molecule: messenger RNA, 363 nt
Organism: Bipolaris maydis ATCC 48331
Lineage: Eukaryota; Fungi; Ascomycota; Dothideomycetes; Pleosporales; Pleosporaceae
Source: RefSeq, a predicted model, not a curated record